GUAACUCCAUCCACUCUAGUUUCGCUGGCUGUCUGGCGGUGACGUUUUGCGUUGCCUGCCCGUGUGUAGUAAACGUUUCUUCACUCCGCAGGCGAUAAAGCGCUUUUCUCACACAAGGCUGUUCUGUCUCUGAAAAAGACAAUGACAUCACGUCCAGACACACAUCCAGCAAGUGCCAAGUGGUACGAGAGGAGGGACUCUGUUUUUAUAGAGUUCUGCGUAGUGGACAGCAAAGAAGUAAAGGUCACUUUUGAUAAAACUAAAUGUGCUUUCAGUUGUGUUGGGGGAACUGACAAUGUGAAACAUGAAAAUGAAAUAGAGCUCUUUGAUGCCAUCGAUCAAAAUGAAUCCAAACACAAACGCACAGACAGAUCUGUGUUGUGCUUUUUGCGGAAAGCAGAACCGGGCAAGUCAUGGCCGAGGUUGACCAAAGAGAAGCCUCAGAGAUGGCUCACUGUUGACUUUAACAACUGGAAAGAGUGGGAGAACGACUCAGAGGAAGAGAUGGGCAACUUUGAUCAAUUUUCAGAUAUGAUGAAUAACAUGGGAGGUGAUGAUUUCCAACCUGAUCUCGAUGGUGACGAUGAUGAGUCUGCAGACAGCGACGAUGAAAAAAUGCCAGACUUGGAAUAGAGGGCCUGAUACUCUGGAAGGAAAGGAAAAGAUCGGCAGACAAAGGAAACGAAUGAAAUUGACACUUUUACACCUUUUUAAAGGCAUGGGGGGGGGGGCGGACUAACGUACUGGGUUGGCAGCCAUAUUUAAAUGCAUAGCCUCUGCUCGAUGCUCCUGUGAAGGUUGACAUGCAUGGUAAUGUACAGAGCAGCUAUCUCCACUUCCAUUUGCUGUACUGCACGUCAGGUAUCUUGCUUUACUGUUAAAUGACCAACGAAGCACACCUUAAUCGAUGGAAAAGCUUGUCCUCAAUUGAGCAAUAUGUGUUGAUCAGAUUGACUACAACAGAAUUGUGGUUUAUGAUUAGUAAAAUCUUUGUCAAAUGUUGUGGUUAUAAGUUGGGUAAAUAGUGUAGUUUCCUCUGUUAAAAAUAAUAAUAAAAUAAAAACAAUUUGUCGGGGUCCCUCUAAACUGCCUUCCAUGUGUCGUGAAUUAGAUGACCAUGAAGCCGGUCUGUUGUUUCUGUAACUUCAAUUUCCUGCUUACAUGUUUCCCUUUGUUUAUUUGAAGUCAUGGCAAACAUGUUUCAUCUGUCCAAUGACCAUCUAAUCGAGUAUUGUAAAUGGAGUUCACUCAUUUGAAUAUCUUAACUGUUCCUCUCUCCAACAUGCACUCAGCCUGCAGGAUUAAGUUGAAAUUAUUUGCAGCGCAGGCUUGAAGCUUGGUUGUGCUUCAGGAUCACAUCUCUGGGUUCUACACACACAGACACACACAAAAUCGAGAACAGAACUUUGUUGGAGAGAUGCAGUGAUGUGUAAUGACCAAAUUCUAUUUGCACUGUCAACAAAAUGUUUGGGGAGACAUGAUGUUGCUUUACAAUGGACGUUCAUUUUUUUGUCUACAUAUUUCUAAUAAACUGUUUAAGAAAUC
Hippocampus comes (tiger tail seahorse) is the source of this 1545-nucleotide messenger RNA. Its product is annotated as prostaglandin E synthase 3-like. Gene Ontology annotation, biological process: telomere maintenance via telomerase; telomerase holoenzyme complex assembly; protein folding. The transcript has 8 exons. The record is from RefSeq and is a predicted model, not a curated record. Gene Ontology annotation, molecular function: protein-folding chaperone binding; Hsp90 protein binding; prostaglandin-E synthase activity. The coding region runs from base 142 to 633 and encodes 163 amino acids. Gene Ontology annotation, cellular component: cytosol; nucleus. Lineage: Eukaryota; Metazoa; Chordata; Actinopteri; Syngnathiformes; Syngnathidae.